GUCAGCCAGUUCCGGCAAGCAGGUUCGGUUGAGGCUAAGAUCGGAGGACGUUUCUGGAAGGAGCAGGGAAAUAAAAGAGUGCGCGCGGGCGCAGAGGGGGAAAUUCGUCGCGGACUGAUAUUGUUAGGAGUGCAGUGGCCAUUUAGGUUUGACAAUAGACAGCUUUAACAUGUGAGGAUGUGUUGGAGCUAUCAUUUGGCUAACGAGACCCCUACUGCUUCCGACGUCUUUGCAAGGAAGGACAAACUAAAUUGGGGAAUAAAGUAGAAAAAUGACUAGUUCUUCAGAGAAGCCACAAGAGGGCAAUAACUUUGAGAUUCGUUACCUGAAAGGUGAUCUGUUCUCAUGCCCAGAGAAGGAUGCACUGGCGCAUUGUAUCAGCGAAGAUUGUGAAAUGGAGGCAGGCAUAGCAGUCUUGUUCAAGAAGAAAUUUGGAUGUGUUGAGGAGCUGCAGAAUCAGAAAAAGAAGACUGGGGAGGUGGCAGUGCUGCAAAAAGAUCAGCGAUACAUUUACUACUUGAUCACUAAAAAGGUGGCAUCUGAUAAACCAACUUAUGAUGAUUUGCAGAGCAGCCUCAAGACCAUGAAGAACCACUGCCUGAGCAAUGGAGUCUUCCAAUUAUCAAUGCCCAAGAUCGGAUGUGGGCUGGACAACCUGGAGUGGGACAAGGUUUCUGCCAUAAUUCAAGAGGUUUUUAAGAAUACAAAUAUCAUAAUCACUGUGUACACUUUGUAAGGAUACCCAUUUAUUAUUGUGUAUAGUUCAAAAUAAAUAUCCCAUAAUGCAGAUCUGGGUUGUUAUUGA
Messenger RNA from Stegostoma tigrinum, 805 nucleotides. RefSeq names its product ADP-ribose glycohydrolase OARD1-like. The transcript is spliced from 7 exons. Gene Ontology annotation, biological process: peptidyl-glutamate ADP-deribosylation. Bases 272 to 736 code for a protein of 154 amino acids. The record is from RefSeq and is a predicted model, not a curated record. Lineage: Eukaryota; Metazoa; Chordata; Chondrichthyes; Orectolobiformes; Stegostomatidae.